CUGAUUGGCUGAGCGCCUGGUAGGGAUUGUUUUGAUGGAGCUGUGCCUUGUCUGUGAAGAGAGAGCGCGGCCAUUUUGUUAUAGUUCGGCUGUAAAUUUGUUAAUAAGGCGAAGAACAACAAACUCCAACAUUAUGUGAUGUCACAUGAUCUUCAUUUUAAAUAAUACUCGUGAUUAGAGUCGGAGUCGUGCAUGUGUGUGUGUGUCUAAGUGUGUGUAAGUGUGUGAGUGUGAGUGUGUGUGUGUGUUUGUUAUGGAGGAGCGAGCAGACUCGGGCUGGGAGUAGAUGUGAUCCGCAGACAGCGUUCCGGUGCUGACAGAGGUCGCUUUCUCCGGGACAUUUUCUCCACGGAGUCGCUGUUAUGAAUGGAGGAUAAAUAACAAUACUAAUUAUAAUAAAUGGUGGCGACAUCUGACCGCAGCUCUUCCCGCCUCCUCCUCGCGCUUCUCUCCGUCCUGACGCUCACGGAUCCGCCGCUCACCGGGCCGCGGUUAUCACUGGCCACACCACUGUCAGAGCCGCGUUGCGCUGAGGACCAGUUCGCAUGUCUCAGUGGGAGGAUGCAGUGUAUCCCCCUGGACUGGAGGUGUGAUGGCUGGACCGCCUGUGAGGACAAGAGUGACGAGAUAGACUGUCCUCCGAUGAAGGAGGAGCGAUAUCGCUAUGGCAGUGGCUUUGAUCAGAUGGAGGACGUGAUGGGUGUGGCUCAGCCAGUGCGCUUUAACAAAAAAUGCCCGAGUGGAUGGCACCACUAUGAGAAGACUUCAAGCUGUUACAAGGUGUAUGAGCGAGGGGAGAAUUACUGGCAGGCUGGGGAGACGUGUCAGAGAGUGAACGGCUCACUCGCCACCUUCAGCACCAACGAAGAGCUGCAGUUCAUCCUCAAGAUCGACCAGAGAGUGUGUGAGCGCAGAGACCAGUGCAGUUUCUGGGUGGGCUAUCAGUAUGUCAUCACCAAUCAGAGUCGAUCGUUUGAAGGCCGAUGGGAGGUGGCCUAUAAAGGCUCUGUGCAGGUGUUUCUCCCCCCAGAGGGAUUGUGGAGUGUGUCAGAGGCGAGUGUGAAGCAGGACAGUGUGUACUGCGCACAGCUGCAGCGUUUUCACAACAGGAAUAUGAACGAGCGCGGCUUACACAGCUGGCACACUGAAAACUGCUACAAACCCUUCCCUUUUCUCUGCAAAAGACGACAGACUUGUGUGGAUAUCCGGGAUAAUGUGGUCAGUGAGGGUCUGUACUUCACGCCCAAGGGGGACGACCCGUGUCUGAGCUGCACAUGUCACGACGGCGAGGCGGAAAUGUGUGUGGCGGCACUGUGCGUGAGGCCGCAGGGUUGCACACACUUCACAAAGGACCCUAAAGAGUGCUGCAAAUUCACCUGCCUCGAUCCGGAUGGCAGCAGUCUGUUUGACUCCAUGGCAGGUGGUAUGCGUCUAAUCAUCAGCUGUAUCUCGUCGUUCCUGGUGUUGUCUUUGCUGCUUUUUAUGGUACAUCGCUUACGGCAGAGACGCAGAGAGCGCAUUGACACAUUAAUUGGAGGGAACUUGCACCACUUUAACCUGGGCCGACGUGUUCCCGCCUUCGAUUAUGGCUCUGAUGUGUUUGGUACUGGUCUCACACCACUACACCUGUCUGAUGAUGGAGAGGGUGGGGCUUUCCACUUUCAGGAGCCACCACCCCCUUACGCAGCAUAUAAAUACCCUGAGCUCCGCCCACCAGAUGAGCCCCCACCCCCUUAUGAGGCUUCCAUCAACCCCAACUCUCUUCUCUACAUGGGACUUGGCCUGAAUGGUACACAGGACAGUGGAGGAGGUGGAACUCUCUGCAGAACCCCUCUUCAGGCCCCACCCCCUCCCCUUGAGGAGAGGGCAGAAUCUAUUGACAGCAGCACAAUGUUGGUGACCCCAGACACACCCACAGAGACCGAUGACCUCAACCUUAGCUCCGCCCUGGAUUCCACUAACACCACCUCGCUCAGUACGGUGGUUUGAGGAAAUGGGUGUUUGAUUGUUGUGGGCUGGGCCUCAGGAGGAAGAGGAGGAUGGGUUUCUACAAUGAACUGACGUGUGUGUUUUAGUUUCAGUACGGUUGUUAAGUGUAAAUAUGGCUGCUCGUUUUACUUUCUUCUUCUCCACAGACUGAUAAUGACAAGGGCCGGAGCUUCAGCUGUUUUUCUGUCUUCUGUUGUGAAUGUGUGUUGAUGCUCCUGACCUUCCGUCUUCAUGACCCGCACAGCUGACGCUUCAGAGUUCAGUCCUGCACAUGGAUGGGUUUCAUGUUGUUAGAUCCUGAAUGACCCCUGACCUUUCACCUUUUUAGACCUUUGCCUCCCUCAUCCCGCUAUAAUAGCCUUGUCCCCUUCAAGGGCUGUGUCGUUAAUGCUGCAUUUACAUGGUGGUGUUGAACAAACCCUUGCUCUGUGUCUCAUCGCAGAAUUGGUGUAUACAGUGACGGUACGUGACCGAUGGCAGCAUGCAGCCAUGUAAAUGUUGCCAUGGUAAUGGUGUCAAGUUUUGCACCUACAGCACAUAUCUAUCAAAAUAGUCGUUUUAUUUUUUAUUGUAGAUCACCAGGUGCGCCUAGGCCAUUAGGCUCCCAUGUUUCCCAGAAAACCUGGGUGCCUUUUGUUUAGUCGUAUGACGCUUUAUUGUCUCUGCAUUAUUUUAAGCUGAAGCUCUGCACAGUGCUUUGUUUGAACUCGAUUUGAUUGGAAAAAUCUCCUGUAAACAAUUCUAUGCCAUUUUCUAAAUGUUAUAUUCAUGUACCGAAGUAAUGAAAAUGUAUUUUUUUAACCUGCAUUGACAUUUACAGGGCUUUAACUAGGUGUACGCCAGCUCUCGGGUGAAGGUGUUGUGCGUGUAACAAUUGUGUUUCGUUAGCUUUUAAAUAACGUAUGUGGUAGCUACCCUGAUCAUAAAAUUCCUUUUUUUUUUUCCUUUUUCCAAAAACAUUUAAAAGUAUGCACACCUUUUUUGUCAGCAAAUUUAAAAUUUAGCCAUUAAAAUCUGGUCAGGUUGGUUAGGUAUAAUGUAAAGUUCAGAUCCUUUGCUUUUUGUAUGCAGAUAAUUUUUUUUUUAUAUAGGAAAAGUCUCUAAAGGGGGUUGUGGACCCAGUACCGUCAGGCCCAAGGGGCCCUGUCCAUGAAUGAUUACAGUGUAUUCGACCACUAUGGCAUGACAGCAGAAGUUAGUGAUUAUGGAAUUAAUUUAUCUAGUUUAUUAAUCUAAGUUAAUUUUCUUCAGGUGUACAGUUGAACAGCUGUUAUCACCAGCUCCAAUUCAAUUUUGAUCUAAUCAGACACAGCCCUUAUAGUGCUCAUAAUCCUUAUAGAGCGAUGCAGCCUUCAUGGGGGAGCCCUGAUAGAAGACAGCCAUGUUGGGGGUUGGAAGCCCUUAUGAGGGAACAUGGCGCUUUAUAGAGGACUUUACGGGGGAGCUUAGGGUCUGCAUUCGCCCGGUCUGUCUUUGAACAUUAACACGGUGUGGGAGUGUGUGUGCGUCUGUAGCCACACAUCUUCGGACAGGGGCUGCUAAGUGUCAGCCCUAUUUCAGACAGGACGGUAAACGGAACCGAUUUAAACCAGAUGCUGCGAUGUGGAUAUUCAGACACAACAUUAGUCACCGAACCUGGUUUUUAAAAAGUGUUUUGAAAUGGAUUUAAAUGACCCAAUGUACCAACCAACACAAAAAAACAAAAGCAAUAACAAAAGAUGAAAACAGGUUGUACAUGAAUAUUGCAAAAUGAUCACAAUAUUUUUUGAACAACAUGUUUCACUUUAUUUUAAAUGGCGAAUAAGUGACAGAAGUACACACAGUGCAGAAUGCCCCAAGUCAGGAAGAAAAUGCUUCCCCAGGGCUGGACUGCAGCAUGUAUGUUCCUUCCUGUCUGAAAUAGGUACACAUGGAAACAAAUUCAUUCACUACUGUAUCAUCCCUGUUUGUGUUUGUGCGUGAAAGAGAGAGAGAGAGAGAGCGAGCGAGAGUGCUAUUCUGGUAUCACAGCUAAGUCUGGUAGUCUAGUUAGGUACGGCCCAAAAUUCAGCAGCAUUUGAUCACAGUUUUAGGGUUCUCGAUAACACUAUGGUGUGAUAUGUUGUACAGUCAGUUAUUGACAUCAACUCAAGAAUGUUCAUGGACUUGGAAGACACAGUAAACCCAUUCUCAGACACUAUUUAACCAACCCCUUUUAAUCUUUGACCCUCUGGUUGAUUGGCACAGACAAUCCUCAGUGAAAUGGCAAUUUUACUGUCUCUUCUUGAUCACGUACUGAGAAGAGUGUGGUGCCGAUGGACUCUGUCGAUACCAAGCAUCUCCUCACAGGUUGAUUUGAUUUCUGCGUUUGUCAUUGCCGCUCUGCAUGUUUUUCUCCGCGGCGUGAGGAGUUUUAACAAGAAAACACUAAUAAAUCAAAUGUUUUGUGUAAAAUGCUACAACUGCUACAUUUUAAUGUUUAAUUUCAGGUUUUUAAUGUAAGUUCUUGUUAAGGUUUUGUUGCAGGGUUUUGUGUUGUAUUCUGAUGUCGAUGUAUAGCUCAUCAUCAUCAGGCGCCAAAUAAACUUCACUGAAGGAUAA
This is a messenger RNA of Pangasianodon hypophthalmus (striped catfish), 4569 nucleotides long. RefSeq names its product DiGeorge syndrome critical region gene 2 (gene dgcr2). Gene Ontology annotation, cellular component: membrane. Gene Ontology annotation, molecular function: protein binding. The transcript is spliced from 11 exons. Bases 400 to 1989 code for a protein of 529 amino acids. NCBI's taxonomy places the organism in Eukaryota, Metazoa, Chordata, Actinopteri, Siluriformes, Pangasiidae. The record is from RefSeq and is a predicted model, not a curated record.